Molecule: messenger RNA, 1885 nt
Organism: Anolis carolinensis (green anole)
Lineage: Eukaryota; Metazoa; Chordata; Lepidosauria; Squamata; Anolidae
Exons: 8
Coding region: 22-936 (304 amino acids)
Molecular function (GO): 8-oxo-dGDP phosphatase activity
Source: RefSeq, a predicted model, not a curated record
GGCUCGAGGGGCCGUGUCGUCAUGGCGGCUCCCGGGUGGUCGGAGCGGGUGCGCGAGCUGCUCACGAGGAUGAACUCCUUCCACGGCGCAGGCUCUUCCAAGGCUCUGUGCCUGCCAUUUAUGGUUGCUGGUCAACAGGUAGGCCAUGUGCCACAGGCUGUGGCUAGAUGUCUCUGUCAGUAUCCAGCUGUUUUCUCAGUGUCUCAGGGAGAUGAGGCACCAGCACGUGUGGAGCUGAGCCUGCAGCUGGCCUCCUAUGAGCAACGGACGUCUGCCGUACAAGGGGUGCUCAGGGAUCUGAGGGCGCAGCAGGCCUUUCCCUGCCUGAAAGAGUGGAGGGAAGAGCUCUACAAUGUGAUGCCCUACUUUUGUGACCCACCUCUCUUCAGCAUGGAGCGUGCAGCAACCCCGUUAUUUGGAGUGAAGUGCUACGGUGCUCACCUGAAUGGCUACACUUGGCGAAAUGGUCAAAUGCAUAUGUGGCUGGCCCGUAGGGCUCUGAACAAGCCAAUAUACCCUGGCUUAUUGGAUAACCUGGCUGCUGGUGGCAUUGCAUCAGGGCUGAGCGUCAGAGAGACACUAGUAAAAGAGUGCCAAGAGGAAGCCUGCAUACCUGCCUCCCUCACAGCAUUAGCCAAGGCUGUGGGGACUAUCAGCUACACCUAUGAGGGGGCACGUGGAGGCAUCUAUCCUGAAUGCCAAUUUGUAUUUGACCUGGAGCUGCCUGAAGACUUUGUGCCCCAGGUGGGGGAUGGAGAGGUGCAGGAGUUCUACCUUUGGCCACUCGACAAGGUGAAAGAGGCCAUUGGAUCUCCAGAUUUCAAGCCAAACUGUUCAAUGGUGGCACUGGAUUUCCUUUUCAGGCAUAGUUACAUCCUGCCUGAUGAAGAACGUUAUUAUGCAGAGCUGGUUGAAGGGCUGCACAGGCCACUUUAAAAGAAUAACAAUGGCUGUUCUGGUGAUAUACAUUUUGUCUAUGGUUUUUACUGGUCCACUCCUCUGUAAAAAGUGAUAAUACAGAAGGAUCUCAGAUGGAGAGACUAACAUUAAGUCUACUUUCUGCUUCCAGCUUGGCCUCAAAGAGCUAUUAUGUUUUUUAUACACACACACACACCACAGUGGUGUACUUCAGUAACUUAUGUUUGCACAGGGACUUACAAAAGUACUUGGCAGCUGCAUGUGCUCCAAGGCUCCAGACAUGUAAAAAACACUUUCAUGUCCAUUUUAACAUUUAAUUAAAAAAAAGUCAACCAAAGAAACAUUGUGUGAAAGUUGGGCACUAGGGAGUGGGUGGUGGGACACAUCGGCAAAAUACUGUACAGGUGUGUACUCUGCAAAGAACUCAGUCCGUCUCGUUGAAACGUGUCACCAUAGUCUUGUGCAAUGCCUCGCGGUAGGACUCUGAUGCUACAGCCCCAUAAGAGCUGCCACGUGCACCCAGGCCAGACCCACGGACCCGUGUUGGGGCCUAGGAAAAACCAGAGUGGGGGGGGGGGGGGGGGAGAGAGAGAGAGAAAACAAGUAUUAAAAAGAGUGACACACUCUUAUAGAGAGAAAUAAAUCUUUCCUCCCUCCCUGUACAGUCUAUAAAAGUCUGUCCCUAGGCACUUUACUCCAUGCAUCCAAGGAAGCGGAUUUAGGGUAUAUCUACACUGACCACUGAAUGCAAUUCCAAACCGGUCCUGAAGAAUGUGGUUUCGCUGUGCAGAUGAUGACAGAGGAAAUCCUGGCACCAGUUUUAGGCCCAGAUGGUGAUGACAGAAGCCACAGAGCACUGAUGUGCAUUAAAGGGCUCUCUUUUGUGCAUUUUUGUGGGAGUUUGUUGUCUGGCCUCCACAGUUUGUAACUAGUUUUGAACUGCAUUAAAUGGUCUGCGUUGGUUGAA